UCCCUCUUCUUUGUUUUUCCUUUGAGCACAUAAAUCAAAGGUCGUCGACAAUCUAUUCCCAUACUUCGAAGGGUUACAAAAUAUUCCUCUUUGUCUCCUUCUCCCUGUUAGCAAUGGCAAUGGCAAAAAGGCUAGAUGGCAAAGUGGCAAUCAUAACUGGUGGAGCAAGCGGGAUUGGAGCAAGUACCGUGCAUCUCUUCCAUGAACAUGGUGCCAAGGUUGUCAUUGCUGAUGUGCAAGAUAUCCUAGGCCAAGAAAUUGCAGAUAAGCUUGGGAAAAAUGUUAGCUACAUCCAUUGUGAUGUGACAAAUGAAGAUGAUAUCUGCAAUCUUAUUGACACCACCGUUGCCAAACAUGGACAACUUGAUAUAAUGUACAACAAUGCGGGCAUCAUAGACUGCCCUAGCCCAUUAGGGAGAAUUCUGGAUACAAAGAAGUCAGAUCUAGAGCGAAUUAUUAGCGUGAACUUGGUUGGCUCUUUCCUAGGAGCCAAACAUGCCGCAAGGGUUAUGGUACCACAGCGCAAAGGAUGCAUAUUAUUUACUACUAGUGCAGCCACAGCAAUAGCAGGAAUUUCAAGUCAUGCUUAUGCAGCCUCAAAGUGGGCAAUUGUGGGGGUAGCUAAAGGCUUGGCAGCUGAGCUUGGCCAAUAUGGUAUAAGAGUAAAUUGUGUGUCUCCAUUUGCAGUCUUGGGGACUGGUAUAUCUGCAGCGAGGAGUGAAGCUGAUGUAUCUAAAGCAGAAUUCGCGCUAAGUAAUCAUGUUGGUAAUCUAAAGGGACAAAUUCUCAAGGCAGAAGAUGUAGCACGAGCAGCACUAUACUUGGCUAGCGAUGAAGCAAAUUAUAUAAGCGGGCUCAACCUUUUGGUAGAUGGAGGGUAUAGUGUGGUGAAUCCUAACAUGGUGAAUAUUUUAAGCGCCAACAUGGGUUAGAAUUUGAGUACUACUCCCCAACUCUUGUUUACUGUUGCAUGGAAUGUAUAACAAUAAGAGUCUUUAUGACUUCGUAAGUGUUUAAAAUUGAUAUGUUGUGAUUAGUGUAUAAUAAUCACAACUAGUCACCACUUUAGUUCUGGUUUUGUAAUUUUAUUACUUACGAUCAAUAAAGAUCCAAGCCGUUUAUUUUUAAAAAGGAAAUAAAAACU
Messenger RNA from Quercus lobata, 1144 nucleotides. Its product is annotated as tropinone reductase-like 2. The record is from RefSeq and is a predicted model, not a curated record. Gene Ontology annotation, molecular function: oxidoreductase activity. The transcript has 2 exons. The coding region runs from base 114 to 932 and encodes 272 amino acids. Lineage: Eukaryota; Viridiplantae; Streptophyta; Magnoliopsida; Fagales; Fagaceae.